AUGCCUUCAUCUUUCGUCAUUUUGAGGACGACGAGGGAAGAGAGCGAAUACAUUUGCAGACAAGUAGUUACCGUGAAGAAUCAGUGUAAGGUGUGGGCUCUGGUGGAUACCGUAGAGUUUCCUGUAGAUAGUUCUACUCAGAAUGAAGGCAUGGUUAUGUGGGACACGUCAUCCCUUAGUGCGUCAUCGCAUGAUUGCACUCCAGGAUUAGGAGGUGCGGCCGUACAACUCUGUGUGCAGCCACCGGACAAUCAGUGGCCAAUCAGUAGCCUCCGUUUGUUUAACCUUAUCCGCCAUCCUGAUCAUGAUUAA
Molecule: messenger RNA, 312 nt
Organism: Rodentolepis nana
Lineage: Eukaryota; Metazoa; Platyhelminthes; Cestoda; Cyclophyllidea; Hymenolepididae
Source: the annotation of a GenBank genome assembly